Molecule: messenger RNA, 1149 nt
Organism: Anthostomella pinea
Lineage: Eukaryota; Fungi; Ascomycota; Sordariomycetes; Xylariales; Xylariaceae
Source: the annotation of a GenBank genome assembly
AUGUUUCGCACGUUCUUCCAUUCACUCGCUCUCCUGGCCGCGGCCCACUUGAGCUUUGCCAUGCCAAAAGAUAGUAGUAAAGCAGCAAACGCCAGUGGUGUUGCCAACCAGACGACAUAUCAGAAUAAGUCCGGUAAAAUCACUCUCGGAGUCAUGCUGGUGUACAUGUUCUACCAGGAGGCCGCCGUAUGGCAAGAGAAGCUGCCCGGCACGGGCCUGGGCGACCUCUUUGCCCACAACAUCUCGAUUCCUGGUCUUUCUCCCCUAUUCCCGCAGAUCCACUGCACGUUCUCCGGAGAGAUCUGCCAGCUCACGACCGGCGAGUCCGAGAUCAACGCGGCCGCCACGACAAUGGCGCUCAUGGUCUCGAACAAGUUCGACCUGACGCAGACGUACUUCCUUCUGGGCGGGAUCGCGGGCGUUAACCCGAAGCUCGGCAGCUUGGGCAGUGUUGCCAUCGCCCGGUUUGCGGUCCAAGUUGCGCUGCAGUCCGGGAUUGACCCCCGCGAGCUGCCGGACGGCUAUGACACCGGCUACAUUCCCUACGACGUCAACCACACCGACGAGUACCCCGUGAACCUAUACGGCACGGAAGUCAUGGAAGUCAGCUCUACCGUGCCGCCGGACCGUCAUACGAGGCCGCCACGAAGAGGCCGCAGGUCAUCCGCUGCGACACGGCCACGAGUGAUGCAUACUACUCCGACCGACAUCACCUACUGCAUGACGGCGCAGGAGGACAAUGCGGUCCUGCAGGUGCUAAUGCGGGCCGCGGGAUGGGGGCUGGUGGAUUACUCACGGAAGAUCGUGACGCGGAGCGGAUCCAACUUCGACCGCCCACCCCCCAACGUCACGGCCUUCGACCAUCUGCUCGGCACCUCGUCUGGCGAAUUCCCCAUCGCCAUCGAGAACAUGUUCCUCGUCGGAGUUGAGAUCGUCAAAGGUAUACUCAUAGACUGGGGUCACGCGUUUGAGAAGGGCACCCGACCCGAAAACUACGUCGGUGACAUCUUCGGGUCUCUGGGCGGCGAGCCGGAUUUCGGGCCCGGGAGCACGUUUGGUGGGGCCGGCGCUUAUGCGGAUGCGAACGAACAUGGCGAUGUCGCCAUGAAGUUGUUUGCUGCGCGACCAACUACUGGUGGAGGGAAGUAA